AUGGAAGUGAAUGAGGUAGAUAUGGACUGUAAUCUGCCGUUAGUCCAACUUCCCCAAAGUGGAGAAAGAGUAAAUGUACCGCUUGUUCAGUCACGGAGUGAAGAUCAACGAUUGGUGACAAAUGCACGACAAACCGAUAAAAUCGACGCUGAUGACCUCGUAGCCCUUGCCAAUCAACUGAAUAGUGCCCGACAAUUAGUAAAAGGAAGAGCGUGUGAUCGACUGAAACAAAUCGCAGAUCAAAUGGAACAACUUCAUAUGGCAGCUCGAGCAGUCCUUGAAGAUGCUCAACGCGACGAGGAGCUUCAUAACGUACCGUGCAAUAUGCAGAAACAACCCGGCCGUAUUUAUCAUCUAUAUCAGAAACAAGGGAGCAUGGAUAAGUAUUUUUCAAUGCUGGCACCAAACGAAUGGGGAUAUCAAGAGAAGAAAGAAGAAUAUCUCGGAUCUUAUCGAUUGGAGUAUGACAGAAGUUGGACACCAGUCGGGGAGAUGGACAGAAAAGACGAAGAAGUUGCACGCCUUCAACAAAUUUUACAAAGAAACGCUGCUGCUGGUACAGGUCGACUCACCUGGGGAUCAUAA
Molecule: messenger RNA, 585 nt
Organism: Caenorhabditis remanei
Lineage: Eukaryota; Metazoa; Nematoda; Chromadorea; Rhabditida; Rhabditidae
Exons: 2
Coding region: 1-585 (194 amino acids)
Source: RefSeq, a predicted model, not a curated record